UACAAUAACAACUAGUUUUUCAUUUUGAAAAUAUCUCGAAACCGUAACCUAACCUAACCUAACAAUUUAUGCGAUUACCGCGACGAAACUUUGGCUGUACCCUCUGCUUCUGCUGUGUCACUUCUGUACCCACGAGGAUGAAGUUUUCGGAAAUGCAAAUGGUAACUCUGCCAAGUAGAUCAAAGCCUGCUGCUUCUUUUAAUUAAUAACUACAUAGACGAUGAUGAUGACGUAUAUGCCGAACAGAUAAUAGUUUCACACAUAAAAAUGGUAAACCCAUGGUUUAUUUAUCUCAAUUGGCAAGAACAGAAUUCACAUUGAUUGUUGACUUAUAUGGAGACCAAGAUUUUUGCUUUUGAACGAACUUAAAGUGACAAUAUAUUAUUUGGAUCGAAAGUGUUUUGUAUAGAUUUUGUCUCGGAAAAUGCCUACUGUGACUUAAAACAAAAUUCCAUGAUGUACUCCCCCGACAAAAUGAUGGGUGCCAAGGGGCCUACAGGUCUACAUGCGCCCAUAACGUCAAGUGCGGCCUGCUUUCCCGGCAGAUAUUCGCCGACAUAUCGAAGCCCGGAGCCAAUGCCCAGAAGGUGUAUGCCAAAUCCGUCGAGUCGAAUACUUGAAGAUGCUUCAAUAGUUUGUAACUCCUGGUCUCCAAAAUAUAACUUUUUAUUUCAGGGUGACCUACUUUCCGGCUUAAGUGACGGAUACAUCGGCAGAGCGGAUGCAUUGGUUGCGAUGGAUAUUAAGCACCAGGGCGCCGGUGGCCCUGGUGGACUUCCACAACUCAAACAUGACAUGAUGUAUCAUCAUGGAAUGGGCGCGCCACCUCCUGUGUCAAGGGGACAGAUGGGCCACAUGGACGGUCUUGAUAUGCUCGACCCGAUCUCGACAUCGUCAAUGACAACGCUCACGCCGAUGUCAGAAACCCCGCCAUCGCAUAUGCAUUCAGCGUACGGCAUGAACCACGUAAUGAACCACCAUCACCAUCAUGGUGGUCCACUGGCCGGAGCGCCGGGACAUCAUCCAGGUCACCACGGAGCUCAUCCCGGAGCGCAUCAUCCGGCCAUGGCCGCCGCAGCUGCGGCCGCAGUUGCCGGACUUCAUCCCGAUACCGAUACUGACCCCCGAGAACUUGAAGCUUUUGCAGAAAGAUUCAAACAAAGGAGGAUUAAGUUAGGAGUGACGCAGGCUGACGUGGGCAAAGCGCUGGCAAAUUUAAAACUGCCCGGCGUUGGAGCUUUAUCCCAGUCGACCAUCUGUCGCUUCGAAUCGCUCACCCUCUCUCACAACAACAUGAUAGCACUCAAACCUAUACUCCAAGCGUGGUUGGAAGAGGCCGAAGCUCAGGCGAAAAACAAACGGAGAGAUCCUGACGCUCCCAGCGUCCUUCCAGCUGGCGAAAAGAAGAGGAAGCGAACGUCUAUCGCAGCACCGGAGAAACGAAGUCUCGAAGCUUACUUCGCCGUUCAACCUCGUCCUUCGGGCGAAAAAAUCGCCGCCAUCGCCGAAAAGCUUGACCUGAAGAAAAACGUAGUACGCGUGUGGUUUUGUAACCAACGACAAAAGCAGAAAAGGAUGAAGUUUGCGGCGCAACACUGAUACGAUGUGAACUUCGGACCGUACGGUGGGAAUUAGUGAAUGUAUUAUCUCGGUUUGCGAAGUCUAAAUAAAAGUGAAUCUUGUGCAAUGAAACGGUGAAGGGAUGACGACAAAAAUAAAGUGGUACUAAGUAACGCUCAAAACUAUCCAACAACAACAAUUCUAAACUGAGAAAUAAAGGAAGUAUGCUCAAAAUAAUAAUAAAAAAAGAAAGAACGAAAGAGAGAAAACAGAACAAGAACAGUAAGUUAUUAUAUCUAUUAGGUACUAUAGAAUAAUCCGGUAACAUGAUGUUACGAUUAUAAAGUAGACAGUUUUCUAAAACUAUACUUUCUUUCACUUCAUAAAAAUUUAUUUUACAAUCUUGACGGAUAUUUUAAAAAUCAAAUUGCAUCCUCGACGGUCUCAAUGUUUUCAACGUGGGGCCAGAAAACCCACGUUAACAGUUAAUGGCACAAUUGAAUUAAAUUAAAUCCAAUUUGUGUCUAACAAUGAAGCCCAUAGUAAUCAGUAUUCUAUCGAAACUGCCAGAUUUGGAUCGCGAUUUCGAUUUUGUUGUUGAAUCUCAUCGGUGCACACAACCCAGCUCACCUGCCGCAGCGUUUUGUGAAAUCAUACGAAAGGCGCGGUAAACGCCAUCUGUAGCACGAUUCUAUUAUCGCGCCGUUUGUAGGAUUUCAGUCUAUGUCUAAGUUGAGUUGCUCCAAAUUUCCUAAUUAUGUGGGCGAUUUUAAACCCCAUUUCUCAUAUUUUGUCCAAUUUCUAACUAAAUUUAUGACUAUCUAAUUUAAAACUUAGUUAACUAAAAUUUAGUCAAACGCGACUAUGCUUUCUUCUAUCAAAACUUAACUUUGUGUCACUUAAGGACAGAAUAAAGUAAAAAUAUAUUGAUUCAUCCCCAAACAUAACAAAGUUAAGGCGCA
Messenger RNA from Agrilus planipennis (emerald ash borer), 2522 nucleotides. It is a transcript of the gene acj6, whose product is annotated as inhibitory POU protein. Gene Ontology annotation, molecular function: DNA-binding transcription factor activity, RNA polymerase II-specific; RNA polymerase II cis-regulatory region sequence-specific DNA binding. The record is from RefSeq and is a predicted model, not a curated record. The transcript is spliced from 5 exons. Lineage: Eukaryota; Metazoa; Arthropoda; Insecta; Coleoptera; Buprestidae. The coding region runs from base 454 to 1599 and encodes 381 amino acids. Gene Ontology annotation, biological process: regulation of transcription by RNA polymerase II.